Molecule: messenger RNA, 1167 nt
Organism: Symbiodinium sp. CCMP2592
Lineage: Eukaryota; Dinophyceae; Suessiales; Symbiodiniaceae
Source: the annotation of a GenBank genome assembly
AUGGCGCCACGGCGCGAGGUGCUGGGCUCAGAGGGUCAUGUUUCAGCAAAUGCGGAGUGCGAUGCAAGAUGUGGCAAGAAGGGGAAGGGCGGCAAGAAGGGCGGCCUCGGCCUGAACGUGAAGGACGAGGGCAAGCAGCACGUUGCUGAAGAGCAAGAAGCUGAGCCAGAGCCUGCUCCCGCCGAUGGGCGGGCAGGACCGGACCGCCUGAAAAGAACGCAGGAAGGGAGCGCGGGCCGUUUGUCCUGGUGCUCCUCAGAGAUGCGUGGUUGGAGGCCAGCCAUGGAGGACGCAUCGUGUGUCUGCCUGAACCUGGAAGAUCGCCUUGCCAACUUUGCAUUGUUCGGCAUCUUUGACGGACACGGGGGCUCUGUCGUCUCACAGCGCGCCGCCCAAGAACUGCCGAACGGCAUUCAGGCAGCAGCGCUGGAAUGCAUGCCGGAUGCAGAAGAUCCCACAAGCCUGCCGGUGAUGGCAAUGAGCGAAGCCCUCAUGGAGCUGGACAAGGCUCUGCGCUUCGAUGGGGAGGGGGAGCAAGGCUUCCUCCAGCUCACAGGUGGCAAAGCUGUCGAAAGCUCUGUGAGGAAUGCUUUCGGGUUGAUGGGGAGCACGGCAGUCAUGGCCAUGGUCGAGUGUGAUGGCCCACCUCAUCUCGGGCCGCCCACACGAAUCGUUGUCGCGAACUUGGGUGACUCGCGCGCGAUCGUGUGCCGUGGGGGCGAGGCGGUUCCGCUCUCCGAGGACCACAAGCCGGAAGCGCCGACUGAGCGCGAGCGGAUUGAGAAGGCUGGUGGAUGUGUUCGUCGUGUAGGGCCCUGCUAUCGGAUCGACGGCUGGGGCCUGAACCUGUCCCGCGCCCUCGGGGACUUUCAUUACAAGGCCCGGGAGGACCUGCUGCCGAGCGAGCAGAAGGUGUCCGUCAAGCCCGACUGUCAUUAUCUUGAGGUGUCGGAAAACGACGAGUUUCUUUUCCUUGGCUGUGAUGGCGUUUUCGAGCUUUAUUCUUCGGAGGAAGCGGUUGAGAGCAUCCGGAGCCGUCUGCAAGAGGGGAAGCCUCUGUGGCAGGUGGUGGAGGAGUUUGUCGACGACUGCUGCAGCGAGAACUUGGCAUCGACUGCCGGUCGUGGCGGGGAUAAUGUCAGUGCUAUGGUUGUGCUGCUUAAGUGA